CUGACAUGUGGUUGUCACCAGACUCGAAAACUGAGAGUCAUUUGCAUUGAUUUCAAUGCUCUGCAAUCAGUUGAUCUGGCUGUCUGUCCUUGUGCACCUGCAGCCCUCCAACUCCUUUGGAUGGGCUACUUCCCCUGUGCCCCACUGGGGCCAACACUUGCUGUUAGCCUACAGCUUCUUGGCUUUGUCCAACAACUCUUCAUGUGCAUACCUCCAAUCACUUCAGCAUGGUGUGAGUCCCUUGAGGCAUACCUUGCAGCUAUGGGUUAUAAGGUGGACACAAAG
Pisolithus orientalis is the source of this 285-nucleotide messenger RNA. RefSeq lists its product as uncharacterized. The transcript has 2 exons. The record is from RefSeq and is a predicted model, not a curated record. Lineage: Eukaryota; Fungi; Basidiomycota; Agaricomycetes; Boletales; Pisolithaceae. The annotation marks the transcript as partial.